Molecule: messenger RNA, 1419 nt
Organism: Symbiodinium sp. CCMP2456
Lineage: Eukaryota; Dinophyceae; Suessiales; Symbiodiniaceae
Source: the annotation of a GenBank genome assembly
AUGGCGGUGCGACUCGGCUUGCUCCAUCUGCUUUUCAAAGCAUGCCUCGUCUUCGCCGCAGAGGAUGCGCCCACCCGUCUGAAAAUCUGGAGAUAUCAAGUUAAUGCGGUUCUUGAGCCCUGCCCUCAGUGUCAGGUUUAUCCGUAUAUUUCAUGGGGGCCAUCGAUCCGAGCGGGGAUAUGUCAGGAUUUUAAAGUACGCUCGAAGUCACUUCCCAGUACCUCCACCAAGAUUGCAUGUGCUGUGGAGGGUGGCCAGAAGGUUUACAGGUUCCCACCUGGUAUUUUUGAACUUGACGAGCAGCUGCUGAUCCCCGAGCGGACAUCCAUCAUUGGAGCCCGAGACCCCAACGAUUGGUCGCAGCCAGCAAAAUCACCAACAUGGGAGGAGCAGACUCUGUUUCUUGCAACACGAGGUGUCACAGAUUACAACAUGGUCUACUGUCAUGCUGCCGACAUGGUCACGACGAGGGUCGGAUUCGUUCUCAGCAGCUACGUGACGGUACGCAAUGUGAAUUAUCAGGGCAUCGACACAAUUCGGCCCAACGACAACGGUGCGCUUUGCGGCGGUGGUGCUUUUGAAACCAAAGGCUGCGCGGAGAACAGCUGCGCUGCAUCUGCUGUGAACAACGGUGGCUCCGACGGCAUCGGCUCUGUCUCUGUAACGGUUGAGAACGUUCGACUGAACGACUUCUUCUUUACUGAAGACCAGACCAUGGUUGGAGUUCUGAUACCAGGGAACUACGACUGCAAAACGGACAAGUGGGUGAGCGAGUGCUGUUUCUGCAAGCCAAAUGGCGUCCGCUCCACGCAGGUAGGUGUUUGGGUUCCAGAGACUAGAAAUUGGCAAGGAACUCGUGACUUACUUGUGAGAAAUCUUGUCUCAAGAAGUGCACAGGCUGAUGCGAUCAAUCUACACGGAUAUCUGCAAGGUGCUCUUGUCGAGUCGGUCUACUUCGAGAACACAGGUGAUGACAUGUACGUGGUUUGGGGGGCCAGCGCCAACCCCGAGAAUGUGACCUUCCGGAGUUGUACCGCUGUGAAUCCAGGCAUCAUGCGCCCAAACUGGUAUGGAAACUGUGUUGCAACGUACGGACUCAAGCAGGUUAUGUUUGACAGCAUCACAUGCAGAGCUCCCACACCACAGCAUCCUAUUUUGCAGCCAGAAAGUGGGGAGAGUUGCAUUGACACUUCUAUGUUCGUAUUCUAUACUAGCUUCGGGGGCAGCUAUCCUGUGGACAACAGCAUCACUGUCAAGAACUGGACCUUUCAAGACUUGGCAGGUAAGUCGUACACUCCGGAGGAAGGUUCAUUGAGCAAGUAUGCACCGGGAAAGAUGGUGUGGACGCGGACAGCAGAGCAGCUAGCCCCGUUUUACUUGCCGAAUCAGCAGCAGCAGGUCAAUGUAUAUUUCGCAUGA